UUGCCUCACUGACUAAGAAGGUGGGCUUCAGGAGGCAGCUGCCUGGCCUGGAGUCAAGAUGUGAACGUGGCCUCAAAGAACUUCAUAACUCAAGAAAUGAGGAUAAAAACGGUCCCAGUUUGGUGGGAGAAACCGUCCAUCACAACUACAGCAUGGACAAAGGAAGGAAGGAAGACGGGAAGCAAAAAAUCAUUGAAGGAGCAAGGGAGAAGGAUGUGCGCUCUGCCCGUGGGAAGCGUGUUGCUGCAGACUCCUCGGCCUUCAAGAAGCGGCAGAAGUCAACCUCAAAGACCCGCUCACUUAGCUCCUCGGAGCCCAGUCUCUGGAAGAACAGCCUCUUCAACAAGUUCAGAAAUUUUGCUUGGCACAAGCGCCGCAGCAGCCAUUAUGAGCUCUCAAAUUGUGUUGAUUACGCAGCAUGUGAUCCUUGGUCUUUGGGGCGGCUUCAGAGACCUGCUGUUGGCAGCUGUGUGGAUAUGAAGAGUAGACCUGAUGUCUGCCCUCAACCUCAAGGAUCUGGGAAAGAGAAAUUCCCAUCUCAACCAAGUGAAAUGGAUUCUGUGUGGUCAGACUUGGUCCCAUCCACAUCCUUAGACGCUCUGCAUUUCUGGGUAGAUAAGUCCUUCUCCAUCAGCCAUUCUUCUCUGGACUGCCCAACAGCAUCCAAAAUAGAAGAAGAAGAAACUAGUGAAGCUCCCAAGUCUUUCUCUGAAAAUAUAUUAGAAGUUCAUUUAAAAUCAGAAACGUCUCUGCUUUCUAUUAGGAAUUCAGAAUUUAGUGACAGCACUGGGCCCAGAAAGUCUGGACAUUUUGGCAAAGGAACAAGACUUAAGAGUGUCAUGGCAGGCCCACACGUUCAGUGGCCUCCAGGAGCAGCAGAGGAUGCAAAAACCACCCCAACCAAGAAUCCUUCAAUAAUUCGCUACGAGAUUAUGAUCACAAUGACUAAGUCAGAAGAAGAAGCCGUGGAAGCCAAACCCACAGCCGGCUGUGGUGAGCAAAGCUCGCCUUGCCACUCAUCUGGGAAGGCAGCACUUUCUCUGGGGGUUGCUGAAUUAGAGAAAACAGAGGGACAACGUCACCAGAAACCUGCCAGACCGGCUUCUCGGUUGUCAGCGUGCAAGGAAUUCCAAAACUGCAACAGGUUGCAUGGGGUGGAAACCUGUCAGGUGUGCAGCUUGAUAGCAACUCCUGCCACUAAGAGCCUGGCAGUUCCGCGGGGACUGGAGAGCAGCCCAAGGGAAGGAGCACAGCGGAACGGUGCCGAUCCAGGGCAUUCACAGAAUGGCACCUCGGUGGAAGGGAAAGGCAAUAUAGCAUUGGAGACCUCGGCCAAUAGCAAAACCAGAGGAGCCCCUUGGGAAGGCAGCCAGGAGCAACUUCAGCCUCAAAGUGGGGCUGACACUGAAAAAGACCUGCCUUGUCCUAAUUCCAGCAUGGAGAAAAUUGCCGGCAAGGCACGUUCCCAUCCAAGCAAGCCGGGAGGUCCUCCCUCAAGCCCUUUACUACGAUGGAAGAAAAACCCCCCUGAAGCUGUCAAGAAGACGCCCUUCGGCAAAGUGUCGGCAGCCUCCCAGAGGGUCGAGGAAGAAGGCACCAGAGCCAGCAGCCCCUCUAAAGUGUCCAAGCUGCUUGAGGCCUGGGAGAAAGGACUGGUGGGGAUGGACGCCACUAGCCCAGCUCCUUCCGCUGAAACCAGACCCUCCCGUUCUCCCUUACCUGCCAGGCGCUUAUUUUCACCCCCAGAGGGUGCCAAUGCUUCUCAUCCCACCACUUCCAGGAAUUCUUUGCCAUGUAAGGUGUCCUCUGUGAAUGCCAAGCGAUGCCUUUCUCCAGCAAAUGCCAAGCAGUCUUUUUCUCCAACGGGGAGAAGGAAAUCCACUUUCUCGGAGGAGGCCAAGCGGUCGCGUUCUCCUGAUCCUUGGUGUCCUUCUGGGCCAACAGCAGAAAACCGGAGGUCCCAGUCUCCGGCAGAGAAGAGGCAGCCUCCGCCCCCAGCAGCAAAACCGCAGCUCCCUCCCGCACUCAAGGCCAAGCCAACACAUGUGUCCCCCUCCCCAAAAGGUAACAUCAGUUCACGUUCUCCAGUAGGGAGGAAAGAUACCCCUUCCAGAACGGAGAACCACUCCAUCUCAUGCCCGGAUGAUACCCAGCACUCAUCCUUCUUGGCAGGAAACAAGUCCUCCUAUUCUGUUGCAGAUAUGAGGCGUUUGUAUUGUGGAGGAAGCACCACAGCUGCUUCAACGGUGGACACCAGGCGGCCAUCCACCUUAGCAGAGAGCAGGAACAAGUCUCCCUCAUCAAAUGCCAGGAGCUCACCUUCCCCAGCAGUUCCAAAGUGCUCCUCACCCUCCUUGGAUAUGAGGUAUCCAUCCCCUCCACCGGACAAUGGAUGGUAUUCCUCCUCCACAGAUGCCAGGUGCCCUUCCCCGGGAGAGAUCAACUGCUUGCCUCCUCCACCAGAUGCCCUACUCUUGUCCUCCUCGGUAGACAACUCAUCCCCAGCAGAUGUUGGGGUCUUCCCUUCCCUGGUGGACUCCAGAAGCUUCUCUCCCACAGCAACAGAAGGGCGCUCCUGCUCUCCCAGCCCACAGAGGAAUUUUACUGCUCAUGGGCCUGUCUUUUCUCAAGUUUAUUCCCGACUUCCCAAGCCAAAGUGCCCAGUGAAGAAAGAGAUGCAAGAUGGCGUCAGUACCAGAGUUACCGAAUCACCUGGAGCCACACACUCUCCGGCUGCUGUUCACAAUCCUGGCGAUGCCGGAUUCCAGCAAGAGAGCCAGGACGCAAACACUAAUGGGCUGCAAGAGCAGAAUCUGGGCCUUUCUCGUGACAGCUUGAAUGGAACCGUCUCCAGGAAGGAAGGCCGUAUGCUAAACGGGGAUUUCCCCAAGAUGGAUGCUGGAUCCCUGAAGGAAAACAACUUCCCUGAUGCUUUGGCACUUCAAUCCUUAAGGGAAAGUUCUCCCAACACCCUCCAUUCUAUUCCAUUCUCCGGAUCCCUGGGGAGAAAUUACAUAUCCUCUGCCCCGAGCCCUGCAUUUCCUGAUGCGCGUUGUGUGUUCAAGCCAGUCCAGAACGCCAUGGGUUCCAGCACUGUAGGCAGAUCCCAUGCUCAGUGGUACAAUGGUACAAUGGGGAACAGCACGGUUGUUUUUAGAGCCCAACAGCAAGUCAUUGUGCCUCAGCCCGGAUGCUCCACCGUUUACCAAGUCGGGCGAGAACUUGUUAUGUCUGGAUCGGGAAACACCAGCCAGAGUCAGCGAGAGAAACCCUAUGCUCCCAGCUCCAACACCACCACUGCCUUGGAAGAAACCUGGCCAUCCUGGGACGAUCUCCCCAACGCCAAGUCCCCGCAAAGAGUCCACUCCUCCUUCCCCAAAUUUUGCAUCGUCUCCACACCAGAGUCACAGCCUGAGAAUGGCAUGACUCACUCUCAAAAUGCCAAUGUGAGGGAUGCCCAGGGGCCAAGGUGUGUGCCUGCGCCGAGCCCUGACCGCACAUCAAACAGAGACGCUGCUAUAGCCAGGGAGGGAGCAGAUCCGUUCAGCGCAACCCAGAGAGACGGCAGCCUGCCCAGCAAUUCUGCCUCCCAGAAGCCCAGCAACCUGUUUGCAAGAAGCAGGUCUGAACAGGAGCAAGGCAUGCCCACUGCAGGAGGCCUAAUAACAAACGGGCCAGAUCAAGAGAGCAGCUGGAUAGGCGUGGGAAAAGCCAGCUUAUCUGCCAAGAGGAGAAAUAAGUGCCCCUCGGACACCGCAGAGGAAAUUGGAAUCUUUGCUACAUCUCAGCCAACUUCUCCAGGGGAUCAUAAAGCCAGAACGCAGGAUGAUGAACUGAAGAAAGAAAAGAUUUCGGGCAAGAGCCCUCUGAUAUUUGCGCUGGAACAAGAGACUUCCCCUGCUGGGUCCCACACUUCCUUUUCAUGGCCCGAACCCCCAAAUGACUUAAUAAGAAGCAUCAGCCAGACAGGAGAACAGGAACCCGAGGAAGCUGGGGAAAUGGAGCAUUUUGUAGACACCCUCCGUAACAUGGACUCCGCUGAACUUCGGAAGCCUUCAAAAGCCCUCUCAAGGACUCCACGCCCUUCCACGCUUGGCAAGCACACCGUCCUUCCGCCUAUCGAUGAGAACCACAUCGUUCCCAAGUCAAAGGUUUCUUUCCCAAUAGCAUUAGACGAGCUGUUUUCCCUCACCGAGGAAAACUCGGAGGCAGGGAAAGGAUCCAAGGGGGAGGAGCUGGGAUUGGCAGAAGAAGACACGGAGGAGAUCGAAAACCCUUACCUCACUAAAGAAGAGAAAUCAUGGGAUAGCAGCGUAGGCAGGAGAUCUUCCUCUUGGGAAAGCCAGCAGUACAAGACUGAGGAAGACUCUGGGCCUCCUUUCCUUGGAAAAGUUCAGGAAAGUCUGGCAAAUAUCAAGGCCAGCGAUAUUGCCCCCAAAACUAUCGUGAAUCAUCAGCCCAACUUGAUCAGAACCAAUGUUCUCUCAGGGAUGUCUCUUUUGUCCAACUUUGUAGACAGAAAGGUUGUGGAAGACAAGCCGUAUUCUCGCUUGGACAACAGCUUUCUUUAUAGCAAGUUCAUCUCCCCAGAAAAGGCUGAACCCAAGAGCCUAACAAAAAGGAAGGAAAUGAGCCCAGUUAUCCAGAGAAAGAGCAGCCAGACGGCUCCAAAUGCACACCAGCAAGUUGCAGCUCCUAAGGAGUUACCACUAACUGCACUCCAUGGUGGGCACCACUUCAAAACGCCGGACACAAGCGGGGGUUCCAAGCAGAUUAUUCUCCUGAGGUCCAGGGAAGCAGAAAGCUUGACGCAAUCAGAAAUCCAGGAAGAGGAACAUAAUCCUGUGAAGAUCAACAAGCGUCCUAGCAAGAUCAUUUUAUACUCCGAGGCAGGCUUUGGAGGGCAGAAAAGAGAAAUCUGGAAUGAUGUCCCGGAUGCCACUUCUUGGGAACUCGCAAACACUAUCUCCAUUCAAGUGAUCCGAGGAGGCUGGUUGAUGUAUGAAAAGCCCCGAUUCCAUGGGAGGAAGUGUGUGCUGGCCGAAGGGAACGUGGAAAUCAGUAACCCUUGGAGAAUGUACUGCAAGGAAGAGUCAGAAGGAGAUAAUGCCCCAUUCCGUAUUGGUUCUCUCAAACGGGUUGUGCAGGAUUUCAGACUCCCCGAGAUCACUUUUUUUGCAGAGGAAAACGGCGAAGGGAGAAAACAGAGGUUCACCGAUUCUGCUGAAGAUUUACGAACAUGUGGCCAACCCUUGAAGGCAGCAUCUAUCAUUGUACACUCUGGCCUGUGGCUCGUUUAUUCAAAACCGUUCUUUGAUGAUGACCCAUAUGUCUUAGAACCUGGUGGGUAUCCCAGUUUGCAAGCCUGGGGUGCAAAAGACCCCUCCAUUUGCUCCAUGCAUCCAAUUAAACUAGGUUCCCCAGUUGUUGAAACGCCUGCAGAGCCCAAGGUUCUAAUUUUUGAGAGGCCACAUUUUCAGGGCCAUAGCUGGGAAGUAAGCCGAGAUAUUUACAACUUAAGGAAGCCAGAAAACAACCAGGAUUCCAUGAUGUCCACUGCUGGUUCUCUGAAAAUCUUGGGAGGCUGCUGGGUUGGCUAUGAGAAAGAAGGUUUUCGUGGCCAUCAGUACCUAUUGGAAGAAGGGGAGUAUUGCGACUGGACAGAUUGGGCUGGCUAUAAUGAAGAGCUGUUGUCACUGAGACUGAUCCGGACUGACUUUGUGGACCCAGCCAUUGUACUUUUUGAAGCUAUGGAUUUUGAAGAUGGCCCCAGUGUUGAGCUCAGUGAGGCCCUGCCAGAUGUUGAGCUGGCCAAAUAUGGGAUCAUGACACAAUCCAUCCAUGUCCUGAACGGAGUGUGGGUAGCCUAUGAAGGCAAGAAUUUCAGUGGGGAGCAAUAUAUUUUGGAGAAAGGAGUGUAUCGCAACUGUGAAGACUGGGGAGCAACCAGUUGCCAGAUCGCCUCCGUGCAACCUGUCCUACAGGUUGGGGAACGCAGCUUGUUCUUCAUUUCUAAGAUCCAACUCUUCUCAGAGCCUGAUUUCUCAGGGAACUCCAUGACUUUUAAGGAGGACCAACCAACUCUUCCAGAGAACUUCAUCCCCCAUUCCUGUAGGGUCAAUGGAGGCAGCUGGAUUCUUUACGAUGGCCACCAGUUUGAUGGUGAUCAGCACAUACUCUCAGAAGGCGAGUAUCCGACACUGAGCUCCAUGGGUUGCGCCUUCACCACAGCGAUCUGCUCUCUGAAGAAAAUCCCUAUUUUCUUCUCUGAGCCCUCCAUCUUUCUGCAUGGAUUGGAAUGUUUCGAAGGGAAAGAGAUUGAGUUGAAUAGUGAAGUACGCAGCCUGAAAGCCGAAGGGUUCAAUAAUCACGUGCUCUCUGUCCGAGUAAAAGGUGGAAUCUGGGUGCUGUGCGAACACAGUGACUUCCGAGGCCGUCAGUGGGUUUUGGAAUGCACAGAGAUCACCAACUGGCUGACAUACAGUGGGGUUCAACAUAUUGGCUCCCUGUAUCCCAUCAAGCAGAGAAGGGUCUAUUUCCGACUAAAAAAUCAAGAGUUGAAGUCCUUCCUGUCGGUGCCCGAUGAUGUUGAAGACAUGAAAGCUGGGCGAGUUCUGGUUUCGGAGAUCAAUGAUCAGAACAGCUGCAUCUGGUACUAUGAAGAGGGACUUAUGAAGAACCAAGUGGCACCCAAUAUGAGUCUCCAGGUGAUUGGUGCAGCUGCAAAGGGCACCAAAGUGGUGUUAUGGUCUGAGAGUCGAAUGCCUCGGCAGACGUGGAGAAUUGAUUCGUCUGGGAGAAUAUGCAGCCAGAUGUUCGAAGAUAAAGUUCUAGAUGUAAAAGGAGGCAGAACCUACGACCAGGAUCACGCUGUCCUCUGGGAUUCCUCUGAAGAGAGACCCACGCAGAUUUGGGAUGUUCAAGUGAUGUGAAGAAGGCAGGAAGGGGAUCGGGAGCAAAAACAAGAGCUCGUCUUGCAAGUCAUGUUUGGGUUGGAAAAGAUUAACCGUGUUUUUUGGUCAAGCUAAGCCACCUGUCCUUUUCCAAAGCUCACAGUCUGGAAAAAAAAGCACAAUUGUUUAAUGACACAGAUCUGAGGCUGACUUUCUCAGUCGGUUUGCACUGGACAUUUUCUUCCUUCUAUACUCUUCUUUUUUUUUUUUAGCUGCCCAGAGUGAUGCUUUCCAAAGUACAGAUUAUUGCACAAUUCGAAGAGGUGAGUUAUUCACCGUUGACAGGGCUGGGACUCAAGCAGGAAGAGGCAUCCCAGCUGGAUUGGAUAUUUAAAGAGAAAUUCAGUUAACAUAAAAACCUAUACAUACAUAUACAUAUAUAGGCAUGCACAAUCAUGCUUGUGCCUUUUACUCUUUUUUUUCCCAAGGGAAAGAGGCCUUCCUACCUUUAAAAAUUCUAUUUAUGUAUCUAUGUAACAUAAGAUGCUUUUAUAAACUUAUCUCUCUCUGGUG
Messenger RNA from Pantherophis guttatus, 7466 nucleotides. RefSeq names its product crystallin beta-gamma domain containing 2 (gene CRYBG2). NCBI's taxonomy places the organism in Eukaryota, Metazoa, Chordata, Lepidosauria, Squamata, Colubridae. The record is from RefSeq and is a predicted model, not a curated record.